Messenger RNA from Peromyscus eremicus (cactus mouse), 239 nucleotides. RefSeq names its product large ribosomal subunit protein eL38-like. The record is from RefSeq and is a predicted model, not a curated record. Gene Ontology annotation, molecular function: structural constituent of ribosome. Gene Ontology annotation, cellular component: ribosome; cytosolic large ribosomal subunit. The transcript has a single exon. Lineage: Eukaryota; Metazoa; Chordata; Mammalia; Rodentia; Cricetidae. The coding region runs from base 1 to 213 and encodes 70 amino acids. Gene Ontology annotation, biological process: protein-RNA complex assembly; translation.
AUGCCUCGGAAAAUUGAGGAAAUCAAAGACUUUCUCCUCACAGCCCAGCGGAAGGAUGCCAAGUCUGUCAAGAUCAAGAAAAACAAGGAUAAUGUGAAGUUCAAGGUUCGCUGUAGCAGGUACCUUUACACCCUGGUCAUCACAGACAAGGAGAAGGCUGAGAAGCUGAAACAGUACCUGUCCCCUGGUUUGGCAGUGAAGGAGCUGAAAUGAACCAGACCUCUCUGUUUUGACCAUUA